AAUUUUGUUACUUUCUAAUUUUUCUGAACGUACUGUAACGUGCGACGUGCGUAUUUUCAAUUUAGAAACAUGAAGUGUUGGUUGUGUUAAAGAGGUUAUGGCAGUGUAAAUAAAGUAAUUAGUAUGUAAUUUAUAUUCAGUGUAUUAUUUUGAUUAUUAUUAUCUGUGACGACGAAAUAUAGGCUAGUUGUUUUAUAAUGUGUGAAGUAUCAAGUGAUAUAAUUGUUAAUGGACAAUACGUGAUCUUCAGAAGAAAAGAGUACAAAAAACUCCAUUUGUUGUCUGAAAAGAGUACUCAUAUUUUUAUUGGAAGAGAUAAAGUAGAAGUCAGUGCUGUGUUAGGUGAAAAAAUUGGCUCUGUGUUUAAAUUAUUACCUAAAAGGGGACUCAAUCGUCACUUUUCUCUGAAGCUUUGUUGUUUAGAAGACUUAACCUGUUCAAGUGACUCUUUUAAAGAUUUAAGCAGUGGAUUAGAUAAUCGAAAUAUUUGUGAUGAUGGAUCGUCACAGUUAUUAACAUCAGAUUCAAUUGAAGAAUUAAGGGACAAUGGAAUUGCUCCCAAAGCCAUAAUUGAGCAUUUAAUAGAAAAUAGCAAGACAUUUCAAACAAAAACGGAGUAUUCUCAAGAGAAAUACAUUAAAAAGAAAGAGAAAAAGUACUUCGAGUUUAUAUCCAUUUUGCGACCAACCAUAAGAUUGCUUGCAGAUAUUUUAUACAGCCGUGAUCUUCCAAAAUCCAUUGGAAUUCGAUUAGAUACUUUGUCACAAAUAUCCACAGCAUUAAACUUCCAACCAGAUGGUUGCUAUUUAUUGGUUGAGAAUGGAUUCAAUGGUAUUGUUGCUGCUACGUUACUAAAUGGUCUCUCAGAUGAUGGUAGAUUGAUUCACAUUACCCCAGGAAAUCAAAAUCAAAAACAAGCUGUAUUAGCAAUGAAUUUCUCUAAAGAGCGCAUGUCUCAAUUAACAACAGUGAGGCUAACUACUCUGAAUGAAAUGACAGAGAAAACUAUGACUACAGAUCAAAUCAAUAGUGUUCCCAUUGGGUGUGAGAAAAUUCAUAAUAGUACAUGCAAUAUUGGGCUGAACGGAUCGGAUAACCUAAGUGACAAAGUGAAUUCAAUUAUUUCUGACGAAAAUUUUAUGGAGGAUGAGAACAGUUCUGCUGGUGUCGAAUUUCGCAAGAGAAAAUACUCAACAUCAGAGUCUAUAAGUACAGAGUUGGAACUUAAAAAACCACGCUGGGCAGUGGAGGCUGAGGAUGCCCUGGAGGUUCUUAAGAAAAAGGUAGAUGGUCUUGUAUUAGCUUGUAAAGAAUUUCCUGUAAACAUUUUAAACAAGCUGUUAACAUUUGUAUUGCCAUCUAGGCCAUUUGUGAUUUAUUCAUUAUAUCAGGAACCUUUAUUGGCUUUGUAUUUACAGUUAAAACAGAGAAAUGAUGUUGUAAACUUAAAAAUUACAGAGACUUGGUUUCGUCCCUAUCAAAUAUUACCGCAGCGAAGCCAUCCAGCUGUAACUGUUAGUUCAAGUAGUGGUUAUUUGUUGAGUGGAAUUAAAGUAUUGUGUAAGUAAUUUA
Homalodisca vitripennis (glassy-winged sharpshooter) is the source of this 1572-nucleotide messenger RNA. RefSeq names its product tRNA (adenine(58)-N(1))-methyltransferase non-catalytic subunit TRM6 (gene Trmt6). The record is from RefSeq and is a predicted model, not a curated record. Gene Ontology annotation, biological process: tRNA methylation. Lineage: Eukaryota; Metazoa; Arthropoda; Insecta; Hemiptera; Cicadellidae. The transcript has a single exon. Gene Ontology annotation, cellular component: nucleus; tRNA (m1A) methyltransferase complex. The coding region runs from base 198 to 1568 and encodes 456 amino acids.